UUUUUUUUCGGUUGAAAAACACCUGGUAAUUACACAGGCGCAGAUAAACCUUGAUUAACAAUCGAUGUGAUUUAUGAAAUGAUGUUACAAGCAUCUCUAUGGAUAACUAAACAAAUGAAACACGUUAAAGCAAAAUUAGAAAAAAGGAAUAUCAAAAUGGGCUCAAUAGCAAAGGAAUUGACCUGAAUGAAUGGACUAGAGGUGGUCAAGGUAGCUUUGAUUAGCCAUUCUAUUCCAUCGAGCGAGCUUUUCACGGCAGCGAUCGGAGUUUUAUUCCGCAGGGAAUCAAGUGGGAGUAAUCAAAUCACUAAAGAAAGAAUACGGUCAAUAAUCCCAACCCACCACCACUGGACGUCCGAAAGAAAGAAGGGAGAAGGAAGAACCGCGGGUCUUUCGGCACAAGGACGAAUAAAGAAAAGCUGUCAGAACGCAUUUCCUCCUUACGGGCUUCCCUGUAAAUUUUCGCUGUGUGACGAGAGGAGGGGGGGGCUUUGAUGUGAAUUGUUGACCAUCGUCUUAUCUCCUCUUUUUCUUUUCUCUCCCUCCCUCUCUUUUCUUCUUUUCACGCCUUUCGGUUCUCUACUUCAGCUCUACCAUCACUACCUAACCUCUCAAUUCUCAAUUUCUGUAGUAAAGAAGCUGAUCUGCCAAUCGAUGCACUUUACCUUAAUUGCCGUUAUGGACUCCAUGCUGGACUCUGGGCAGCGUUCUUUUGCCUAGAACAAGUACCUUAAUUGUUCUGCAGAGAUGGUGAUCAAACUCUCCAAUGAAAUGCUGCUGUGAUCUCCAGCAUGAUCGGAAUAGAAAAGAUGUCCGCUUGUCUGAGAUGAUGAUGAUGAGAGGAGGGCAAUCUGGGAUGAGCACGAGCUCAUCAAGGUGUCAAGACUGUGGGAACCAAGCCAAGAGGGACUGUGUCUACAGGAGGUGCAGGACUUGUUGCAAAAGCAAAGGCUUUCCCUGCCAAACUCACAUCAAGAGCACUUGGGUUCCUGCCUACAGGAGACACCAGAGACAUCAACAGCAACAGCAACAACAACAGCAGCAGCAGCAACAGCAACAUCAACAUCUCCCACACAAUGUUCCUGUUCACCAACAGCGCUCCCUCCAACCCCUAAACCCUAAAAGGCACAGAGACACUUCCACAUUCCCAGGGUUGGGCGCUGAAGGGAAUUUCCCUGCGGAAGUGAGCUCAACAGCCACAUUCCGGUGCGUUAGGGUGAGCAUUGAAGAUGAUGAUGCAGCUGAGCAUUAUGCGUAUCAGACAUCCGUGAACAUCGGAGGGCAUGUUUUCAAGGGCAUUCUCUAUGAUCAAGGUCCCGAGAGCCGCUACGGCACUGCUGCUGGCGAGAGCUCUUCAGGUGAUCCCGCCUUACCUAGUAACAAUGGUGAUAAUAAUCCCGCCAUAUGCACUUUGGCUUCGGCUUCAGCUCCGGAGGAAUCGAUAUUUCCUUGCGCAUAUCCGUUUCCUCUAAGUGCUUCGAUCUCGGGGACGCACUACAUUUUCCCGAAAUCAUAGCGCCUGUGCGGUUAAAUUCUCUGAAAGGGAGAGCGGAUUUAGAAGUAACGGCCAUGAUCAAUGCGCUCACGGUUGAAUGAUUUUCAUCAGAAAAGCAUUAAAGGAGGUCAGUAGAACAUCCCUUGAUUUCGACCAAAAAAAAAAAAAAACAUCCCUUGAUGUCACUCGAGUGCACUGUCGUUGAAGACAGUGUGCAAUUUAUACGUCUUUCUCGUGUGCUAACAUAUAGUGUAUUACUCUAUUCCUCCAAAAUGAAAAGCUGGACUUCUCUUUCAUCAAUUCAUUUGUUGUUCUGAUAUAGACAUGUAUCUACUUAGAUGCCGCGCAUGUUUUGGAUAAGUCCCAUGAUUUGUCCCAUUGUCCAUAGUUUAAUGAUCUUGUCUUGUGAGUUUAAGUCCAAGUUCGCUUCUAAGUUCUUGUUGUUUAUGAACUUCGAAGCUGCUUUGUUCCCUAUAAUCCGCUUCUUUGCCUGCUCGGACGUGAAAAAAGUAAAUUAGUUUAAUCCUAAACUUACCUAACAUGAACGUCUCAGGGUUGCAUCUUGUAGGCAACUAGCUACGUUGUCUCUCCUCGUUGUCAUGGAGACAAAACCCCCAUAAUCCGAGGAAGACACGUAUGUAGAUCUUUGCUUGUCACCAAGUAGUUGCCUCUGUCAGUGCAUUGAUUUCCAGGACACGAACUUCUCUGUCUAAACACGACAAAGAUUCAAAUUAGUCACUUUGCCGACGCGAAUUGAAGUAAAGGGGAGAACGGUUUCGUUUGCUUAUUAUAAUAUUGUCCUGUUACACACUUUCUUCUCAUGCAAAUGCAAAGCUUCUCUUUUCGC
This is a messenger RNA of Syzygium oleosum, 2342 nucleotides long. Its product is annotated as protein SHI RELATED SEQUENCE 1. Gene Ontology annotation, biological process: positive regulation of DNA-templated transcription. Gene Ontology annotation, molecular function: DNA-binding transcription factor activity; DNA binding. The transcript is spliced from 3 exons. Gene Ontology annotation, cellular component: nucleus. The record is from RefSeq and is a predicted model, not a curated record. Lineage: Eukaryota; Viridiplantae; Streptophyta; Magnoliopsida; Myrtales; Myrtaceae. Bases 767 to 1516 code for a protein of 249 amino acids.